This is a messenger RNA of Sphaerodactylus townsendi, 2622 nucleotides long. RefSeq names its product veficolin-1-like. The coding region runs from base 1 to 990 and encodes 329 amino acids. NCBI's taxonomy places the organism in Eukaryota, Metazoa, Chordata, Lepidosauria, Squamata, Sphaerodactylidae. The record is from RefSeq and is a predicted model, not a curated record. The transcript is spliced from 8 exons.
AUGAACACCUGGAUUAACUUUCCAGUGACUCUGGCAUUCCUGAUAGUUGUGUCUAAGCAGAUGGGAAGCUAUGGGCAGGAGACAGAAGACUCCUGCUGUGCACAGCUAAAAGGCUUAUCCCAGUGUGGAGCAGACAAAGUCUUCCUCCAGGGCCAGCCAGGCAUACCAGGAAUGCCAGGAGUGCCAGGAACCAAUGGAUUGCCUGGAGCUAAGGGUGAUGCAGGCCCUCAGGGCCCCCCAGGUGAGAAAGGAUCUGCUGGAGUAACUGGGAAAGCUGGACCUAAGGGAGAGAAAGGAGACAAGGGAGAUGCAAUCAGUUGUGCCAGCUGCCAGCAGCAAGAGACCAGAGCCGGAAACUGCAAAGAGCUUUUAGAACUUGGAGAGACAUUGAAUGGCUGGUACACUGUCUAUCCAGUGCCAGGGAAAGCAAUUACUGUCUUCUGUGACAUGGAGACUGAUGGAGGAGGAUGGCUGGUAUUCCAGAGGCGGCAGGAUGGAUCAGUGAAUUUCUAUCGUGACUGGCAAUCCUACAAGAAAGGAUUUGGGAAGCAAGCAUCAGAAUUCUGGCUGGGCAAUGAUAAAAUCCAUCUUCUCACAAAGUCUGGAGUACAGCAGCUACGAAUUGAUACCAGAGACUUCAAUGACACUAACACUUAUGCUGCGUAUACCAGUUUCCAAAUCUUGAGUGAGGAGGAAAACUACCGACUACAAGUAGGAUCAUAUAUAGGAGGUGACAUGGGUGAUUCCUUUUCAUCACAUAAUGGCCUGAACUUCUCUACACUGGACAAGGAUAAUGAUGUCUAUGACCAAGGAAGCUGUGCUGUGUCCUACAAGGGUGGCUGGUGGUAUGGUGUCUGCCACUCUUCCAACCUGAAUGGCUUGUACCUCGGGGGCAAACACACUUCUUAUGCUAAUGGCAUCAACUGGGCUGCUGGAAAAGGGCACCAUUAUUCUUACAAAUAUGCGGAUAUGAAAAUUAGGCCACAGUAACUGGAGCUAACCCUUUAAGCUCUGUGUGGAUCUGCUAUGGAUCUGCUCCAUAGAUUUACUAGCACAUGAACUUCCAUCAGAACUCUCAGCUUGACAAAGCAAUCUCUGAAUGCAGGCACUUGCAGAUUUGAUGAUCCUCAAUGGUUCCUUUCCUGCCGACUAUGCAUGAAGAGGUUCCCGUGACUUCAAAGAGAAUUGGCCGGAGAGUCUUUGUUUUGGGGCAUGUUCGGCAUUAUUAACCACUGCCCUGUUUGCAGCAGGGCAGGCAUUACGCAUCAGCUGGCUUUUUGCUUGCAUGAGGAGGAGGAUGUUUCACAGAUUUCUCUGUUGCAUAGGCGUGCUUUAAUUUUUAACAUAAUCUUUAAUUUUCAUCUUUAGUCUUAUCAAUAGAUCGAUAUAUCAGUCUAUCAUUCCAUUGAUAGAUCAUUAUAUCGACAUAAAAAAGGUGAACUAUUAAAGUCUUGAAUAUGGCAUCUGCACACUUUGCCUAAAGACAGAUUGUCUUUUAUGGUGGGAAGUGAGGGUGGAGUGCAAACUGCAAAACUACAAAACGACAACGUGAACAGCCGCUUGCUAAGCUCCCCAGGUUCACUAUCAUCUGUCUCCCAAUGUGCUGUAAACCGUCAAUGUGCUGUAAACUGAUGGGCUUAUCCUGCUGUGGUUUAGAGUCACUGAUUGCUUGUGUAUAAAACUACAAGGCUGGAAACAUCCCAGUUUGUUGAUCAAAUGCAGGGACAAAUCUGGUGUUUGUACUGAUCAAUUAGUCUUAUUAUUUUUACAUUUUAAAGUGUUAGUAUUGAUUUACUGAUCUAUGGAUAUGGUUAUUUUUAAUCUAAAGAUAUGCAGGAACGGGGAGGCCAUGGGCAAUAGAAAUUAUAUGGCAGGACAAGAAGUAGGAAUUAGUUUGCAACAGGAAGGACUGUGUGGGGGAAGUGUGCAAAGCAGUGCAAGGGAAUUGGUGGGGGGUAAGACUGGCUGCAAGCAGAGGGAAGAAGUCCAGGGCAAAGCUGUGCCCAUUGACAAAUCUGUCCAGCUCUGGCAGCGAAGCAAAAUUAAAAUCAUGCUAUAAGUGGAUUUGCUUGCUGCGGAGAGAGUAAAAAGUGAAAGUGGGGCUAGAGAAAAUCUUACCAUGGCUGACAUUUGCCUCCAUCAAGCAGCAAACACCUUGUGCAUAAUUGGCCACUGUGUAAUUUUAAGAUAAUCUACAGUACCUGAAGAACCAUCCUGUUCUAUAUGUUUCUAGCUAUUCCUUAAGAUCAUCAUUUGAGGCCCUGUUUCUGUGAUGAGGUGAAUAGCAGAUAGAAGCUUACCAUUUUCAGUAGUAGCAUAUAAUUUUGGAAUGCUCACCUUCUCAAUACCUGAAUGGCUCCAGAUCCGCUGUCUGUGUUGUUGGUAAAGAUAUUUGUUGGCUCAAUUAGUGGUUCCCCUCCUCUGUGCCCUCCAUAAAGUUUUGAUUUGAAGUCUGCUGUUUUAAAUUGUUUCUGCUAAAUUGCCGAUUUUUAAUGUUCUGUAUUUUUAAAAUGCUUUUUGUGAAUUAGGUAUUUUAUGACUGUACUUUUAAUGGUUUUAAUAUAUUAGCUGCCCAGGAACAACUUUUUGGUUGAAAAGUAGGAUACAAAUAUUUAAAUAAAC